AGGGAGUGCUCAGGAACAAUUCAGAUCAUUAGGAAUAUGCUUGAAAAAUCUUUUAGCGAAACGCAGCUGGACUUGCUCAGAAAAGGACCAUCCUUGGAUCUGUGGGGUGAGCCCUCAUCUUUCCUUUGCACAGCACUGAGCUACAGCGCAAAAUGCUGGCUUCCUUCUAUGUGUGAGCACGCCUGAGCUGUAGGACACUGUGGGCUCCUGCUGCAGCAUCAUGGAAAGCACUGAUCACCACAUCACAGAGUGAGCACAUCUGAUCCUGCAAUGUGAAAUCCCAAGGAAAUGAAUGGGCUGACUGGAUUUCAGUGCAGGACUGAGACUGUAUUGCGUAAAUCCAUCAAUAAAGAUGUUGCCAGCCAAGCUUCAAUUAAGGACCUUGAUGGCCUCCGAGAGAGCCCUCCGUUGACUGUCCUCCUCCGUGCAUUUCAGAAUGAGUGCAUGAAAAUCUGGUCCCUCCUUCGCAGUGGGAAGUUCUCCUGUCACACUAACAGGCAGCCCAUCAGAGGACCCGAUGGCAGGAGGGACCUCAACAAGUGCCUGAUGUGCCAGCGGCUGCUGGAAAGAUACUCCAGAAACAAAGGGAGUGGUGAAGAAGCAAACAGGAACGUGAACUCUGGAGAGGAUGAGUGCCGGGAGUUCCGGGAUCUGUUCAAGAAUGGGAAGCUUUCCUGCACGAGAGAGAACGAUCCCGUCCGGGAUUCCUCGGGGAAGCAGCACAGCAACAAGUGCAUCAUGUGCGCAGAGAAGUUCAAAAGGGAGAAUGAGCAGAAGGCAACUUCAACCAGAGGGAAACAAAAGGAUGACUGCAGUGAGUAUCGUUCCCAGUUUGAGGCUGGCGGGCGGCUGUCCUGCACACGGGAGAACGACCCUGUCCGGGAUUCCUCCGGCAAGCAGCACACCAACAAGUGCCUCAUGUGUGCCGAGAAGCUCAAAAAAGAAGCUCAAAGAGGAGGUCAGUCUGGAACUGCCCAGCGCAACAAACAGUCUGCUGCAGAGUGUGCAAACCAGAGGAGCUGCAGUGGCUCAGGGUUACAGCAGGGUAUGAAUGAGAGACGGCCAUUCUCCACAAACAGAGGCCCACAAGGAAACUUGGCUCAGGACUGCAGCCCGGCACCUGGCCGCCAGGGACAGAGCGGAGGCACCAACACCUACCAGCCGCUGGACUGUGAUCGAAUUCUGCACGGGGUAAAGGGUGGAAGGAUUUUCUGCAGCGAAUCCUCACAACCCGUCUGUGGCACUGAUGGGAAAACAUACAAAAAUGAAUGUGACUUGUGUUCAGCUGCCAUGAGAGCAUCAGUUUACAUCACGGUAAACUAUCGAGGUGAAUGCCGAAAGACUGUCCCUGAAAUGAAAUAAUGGAGUUCAGACUGCCAGCAAAUACCAGGGAUCAGCUGUGACCAAAGGACAAGUAAAGGAAGAUCUGAUGUCAAGCACCAGGGAAGCUGCUGAGUUCCCAGUGCUGUUGGAUUCACCUUCAUCCCCUUCUGCAGCCAACAGGCCUGUACUUGCUCAGGUGGAGGGUGAAGGGCUGUGGGGACCCAGUGGUGGCUUCCCGCGUUGGCCCCACGCAUGUUGUUGUAGUCGCUGCUCGGCUCGGGCUCUGCCGCCUCGCUGUGUCUUAGCAUGUUUCUACAAUAAAGAUAACUCCACAG
Lagopus leucura (white-tailed ptarmigan) is the source of this 1658-nucleotide messenger RNA. RefSeq names its product serine protease inhibitor Kazal-type 5-like. NCBI's taxonomy places the organism in Eukaryota, Metazoa, Chordata, Aves, Galliformes, Phasianidae. The coding region runs from base 289 to 1362 and encodes 357 amino acids. Gene Ontology annotation, molecular function: protein binding. The record is from RefSeq and is a predicted model, not a curated record. The transcript is spliced from 16 exons.